UGACAGAAAGUGCAAAUGGCAGCUCUAAAUAAAAUGAGAGAAAUGUAUCCUUGCUGGUAUAUAUCUCUUUUAAUUAUAUCAGAUGAGAGCAGAACUACAGCCCAGGGCAAAUUCACCAUACUGUCAGGAGCGUCUUUCAGUCCGGCUUUGCAAGAUAAAUCAUCAACAGCCUUUAAAGCUCUUGCCUUUGAUGUUCAGCAAAUGGUGGAUGAUAUAUUUCAGUCAAGUGAACUUCAAAAUGACUACAAGGACUGUAAAAUACUGCAAUUCAGAAAUGGCAGCAUUAUUGUACUAUUCAACCUUUUCUUUGUACAAUGGGUGUCUGAUGUAACAAUAAAGAAUGAACUUGCAUUGGGCAUUGAAAGAAAUAAAAGUGAUCUUCUGCAGACUCUCAGCAUUGAUGUGAACAGCAUAGAAAUAACAGAUUCAGGAAUGUUUAGCACAAACAGCCCAUUGACAACAUCAGGAGUUACAACAUUCUGAAUAAUGCCAUCCUCCUUUUAAAAACUUAUUUUAGUGAAAUGCUUACCUCUUGAUGAGCUUUGUGCUGAUGGUGUAAGCUGCAUAAGAAGGGAAUCAUUUUGUGAUGGAAUACCAAACUGCCCAGAUGGUUCGGAUGAAAACGAAAAAACAUGUGCUACAUCCUGUGAUGGAAAAUUUAUUUUGACUGGCUCCUCUGGAUCUUUCCACUCUAUUCAUUAUCCAGAGCCUUAUAUUUCAAACCUUGCUUGCCGAUGGAUUAUACAUGUAAAUCAAGAACUGUCUAUUAAGCUGAAUUUCAGUGCUUUUGAUACACAACAGUACGCAGACACUCUAAGUAUUUAUGAAGGUGUAGGCCCAGAGAAGGUUUUAAGAGGUUUCCUCUCAGGUUCUAAUCCUGGUACAAUUAACAUAUUUUCUAAUAAAGCCACGGUAGAAUUUGUCACAGACUAUGCUGAAAAUUAUAAUGGCUUUAAUGCAACCUACACUGCAUUUAGCACAAGUGAACUCACAAACAGUCAGAAACUUAGCUGCACUUUUGAAGAUGGCUUUUGUUACUGGAUUCAAGAUUUAGAUGACGAUGAUGAAUGGGCAAGAAUUAGUGGUCCCACAUUCCCUAUUACAUCUGGCCCUAACUUUGAUCAUACAUUUGGCAAUUUAUCAGGCUAUUACAUUUCAACACCAAUGAUGUCUGGAGGCAGACCUGUGAGAGUUCGACUUUUAAGCUUAUCCUUAGUCCCCUCUUCACAAGUCUUCUGCCUGAGUUUCUGGUAUCACAUGUAUGGUACAAAUGUGUAUCGUUUGAGCGUUACCAUCACAUACGAUCAGAACACUGAAAGGACGGUUUUCCAGAAAGAAGGAAAUUAUGGAAAUAACUGGAACUAUGGACAAAUAACACUAAAUGAAACAUCUAAUUUUAAAGUUGCUUUUGAUGCCUUUAAAAGACCAGGAUGGGAUGGCAUUGCCCUUGAUGAUAUUGGUCUAAGAAAUGGAGGCUGCAAUGAAACUGUUUAUCCAGAGCCUACUUUGGUCCCCACAGUCCCUACGACCCCUCAGCUGCCCACUGACUGCGGUGGGCCAUUUGAUCUGUGGGAACCAAACACUACAUUUAGUUCCAUGAAUUAUCCUAAUAAUUACCCCAACCUAGCCUCUUGUGUAUGGUAUUUAAAUGCAGAGGAAGGAAAAAAUAUCCAACUUCAUUUCCAGUACCUUGAUCUGGAAAAUAUUAAUGACGUUGUAGAAAUCAGAGAUGGCACAGGAACUGGUUCUUUAUUUUUAGCUGUAUAUACAGGAAAGUCCCCAGUGCCAGAUAUAUUCUCUACGACUCAUCAGAUGACUGUAUUCUUCAUUACUGACGAUUCUGUAACUAAGAAAGGAUUUGCAGCCAAUUUCACUACGGGAUACCAUUUAGGCAUGCCAGAUCCCUGUGGUCCCAAUUAUUAUCAGUGUGGAAGUGGAGAAUGCAUCCCGCUGGUUUACCUUUGUGAUGAAUCACAGCACUGUAAAGAUAAUUCUGAUGAAUCAGACUGUGUGCGCUUGGUCAAUGGUUCUCUCAGCUUCAAUGGAUUGGUCCAGUUCAAGGUUGAGAAUGAAUGGUACACAGCUUGUGCAGAUGAGUGGGCUGAACAAUUGUCAAGCAGUGUCUGUCACUGGUUGGGACUUGGAAGUGUGAAUAGAUCGUAUCCUGUCUUAUUUGAUCAGGCAGGACUUUUUGUGGAGGCUACAAAAGCAGUCAACAACAGUUUAAUACUAACACCCAAGGCAAGUUGUCUCAAUAAUUCAGUGAUUCACCUGCAAUGCAACAAUAAACCAUGUGGGGAAAGGCUGAUUACUCAGGAACAUGGAAUGAAAAUUAUAGGUGGUUCUGAUGCUCCAGAAGGUGCUUGGCCUUGGAUGGUCUCGUUACGUUUCAAUUCCAGGCCAGUUUGUGGAGCAUCUCUUGUCAGCCAUGAAUGGCUGGUCUCUGCUGCACACUGUGUAUAUGGGAGGAAUUUAAAACCAUCUCAGUGGAAAGCUGUACUUGGUUUGCAUAACAAUCUGAAUUUGUCAUAUCCUCAAAUAGUCAUUCAAGAGAUCGAUCAAAUCAUCAUAAAUCCCCAUUACAAUAAGCGAACGAAAGAUAGUGACAUUGCUUUGAUGCAUCUUCAAAUCCGUGUGAAUUACACAGAUUACAUUCAGCCCAUUUGCUUCCCAGAAAAAAACAAACAAUUUUUGCCAGGAACUAAUUGCUCCAUUGCUGGCUGGGGAAGAACUACAAAUCAAGGUUCUGUGGCAAGCAUAUUGCAGGAAGCAGAAGUCCCUCUUAUAACACAUGAGAAAUGCCAGCAAUUGAUGCCAGAGUACAAUAUUACUGAAAAUAUGAUAUGUGCAGGAUACGAUGAAGGAGGAACUGAUUCCUGUCAGGGAGAUUCUGGUGGGCCACUGAUGUGUCAGGAGAAUGAAAGGUGGUUACUGGCUGGCGUGAUAUCCUUUGGCCGUCAGUGUGCUCUGCCAAAUCGUCCCGGCGUUUAUGUGAAAGUUUCGAAAUUUGUCGACUGGAUAAAAAAGACUAUCCAUUAGCACCAUUUUAAAUAUAUAUAUAUGGAAAACUAGAGGGUUAUGUUCAACAAAGCCACUCCAUUAAUUCAAGGAUUUCCACUUGUUCAGAAGAACUUCCACUGCCUCUUCUCCCCCUGUGUUUCCACCCCCCACAAUAAGGAUGUUCUGGGGAAACUUAACAGGACAAGUGUCC
This is a messenger RNA of Lacerta agilis (Sand lizard), 3211 nucleotides long. It is a transcript of the gene TMPRSS15, whose product is annotated as transmembrane serine protease 15. Gene Ontology annotation, cellular component: membrane. Gene Ontology annotation, molecular function: protein binding; serine-type endopeptidase activity. Gene Ontology annotation, biological process: proteolysis. Lineage: Eukaryota; Metazoa; Chordata; Lepidosauria; Squamata; Lacertidae. The record is from RefSeq and is a predicted model, not a curated record. The transcript has 25 exons.